AUGAAUAAAUGAGUUAAUAGAUUUCAUCGGGCUUUUCUAAAAGAAAACCGAUUUCUUUUCACUUCAGAAUCUGUUGCUGAAGGACAUCCUGAUAAAUUGUGUGAUCAGAUAAGUGAUGCUGUUCUAGAUGCUCAUCUCAGUGCUGAUCCAGAUGCCAAGGUUGCUUGUGAGUGUGUAGCAAAAACUGGAAUGAUUUUGCUUUGUGGAGAGAUCACAUCCCAGGGUAUAGUAGAUUACCAACAAAUUGUAAGAGAAACCCUUAAGAGGAUAGGGUAUGAUGACUCUUCCAAAGGGCUGGAUUACAAGACUUGCACAGUUUUAGUGGCCUUAGAACAACAGUGUAAAGAAAUCAAGCAUGCUGUAUCCCAUGGCAAGACCGAUGAUGACAUUGGAGCAGGGGAUCAGGGUUUGAUGUUUGGCUAUGCCACUGAUGAAACUGAUGAAUGUAUGCCCUUAACAGUCCUCCUGGCACACAAACUGACUGCAAAGAUCAAGGUUCUGGAACGGAAUGGAACAUGGCCCUGGGUUAGACCAGAUGGGAAAAUACAGGUCACAAUGGAAUACAAGGAGAAUAAUGGUGCAAUGGUGCCCAUUCGAGUGCACACACUUGUGAUGUCAGUACACCAUGCCCCAGAUGUAUCAGUACAACACAUACGAAAGGAGUUAAUGGAGAAAGUUAUUAAAGAAGUUAUUCCAGAGAAGUAUCUUGAUAAGGACACAAUUUAUCAUCUAAUUCCUAGUGAAAAAUUUGUGGAAGGUGGUCCUAAGAGUGAUGCUGGACUGACUGGCAGGAAGAUCAUUGUUGAUACCUAUGGAGGCUGGGGAGCCCAUGGUGGAGGUGCAUUCUCUGGAAAAGAUCCCUCCAAAGUUGAUCGUUCUGCAGCUUAUGCAGCUCGCUGGGUUGCAAAAUCUCUAGUGAAAGCUGGUCUCUGUAAAAGAGUAUUAAUCCAG
This is a messenger RNA of Calypte anna (Anna's hummingbird), 951 nucleotides long. RefSeq names its product S-adenosylmethionine synthase. The annotation marks the transcript as partial. Gene Ontology annotation, molecular function: methionine adenosyltransferase activity; ATP binding. The record is from RefSeq and is a predicted model, not a curated record. Gene Ontology annotation, cellular component: cytosol; methionine adenosyltransferase complex. The transcript is spliced from 8 exons. NCBI's taxonomy places the organism in Eukaryota, Metazoa, Chordata, Aves, Apodiformes, Trochilidae. Gene Ontology annotation, biological process: S-adenosylmethionine biosynthetic process.